AUGUCUCGCCCCGAGGACACCCUCGCCGCCGACGUCCACUACGACGACAUCGAAGCCCGCAAAUACACCACCAACUCACGUAUCCAAAACAUCCAAGCAUCCAUGACCCGCCGGGCCCUCGAGCUCCUCGACCUCAAGUGCCCCUCCCUGAUCCUCGACAUCGGCUGCGGCAGCGGCCUCUCCGGCGAAAUCCUCUCCGCCGUCGACCCCGAAGAAGGCGGCCCUCACACCUGGAUCGGCAUGGACGUCUCCCCCUCCAUGCUGGACAUUGCUCUACAGCGCGACGUAGAAGGUGACCUUCUCCUCGCAGAUAUUGGCCAAGGCGUGCCCUUCCGAGCGGGCAGUUUCGACGCCGCCAUCAGCAUCUCCGCAAUUCAGUGGCUCUGCAGCGCCGAGAGCAGCGACACUUCGCCUACGGGACGAUUAACCCGCUUCUUCAACGGCCUGUAUGCGUCGUUGAAGAGAGGCGGUCGUGCGGUGUGCCAGUUUUAUCCUAAGAAUGACGUGCAGAGGAAUAUGAUUACCCAGGCGGCUGUGAAGGCGGGAUUCGGCGCGGGUAUCCUUGAAGAUGACCCUGGUACGAAAAACGUCAAGCUGUAUCUGGUUUUGACUGUGGGAAAUGCUGCUGUGGCUGGGGGCGCAGGCGACAUUACGGGUGUUGUGUCUGGUCUGGAUGACGUGGAUAUCAUGGAUGCGAGAAAGAAGCUGAAGAGUAAUAAUGGCCCGUUAAAGAAGGGGAGUAAAGCGUGGAUUGUGAAGAAGAAGGAGCAGCUGGAGAGGAAGGGCAAGGUUGUCAAGACGUCCUCCAAGUAUACGGGAAGAAAGCGACGUCCGGCUUUCUAA
Molecule: messenger RNA, 843 nt
Organism: Pochonia chlamydosporia 170
Lineage: Eukaryota; Fungi; Ascomycota; Sordariomycetes; Hypocreales; Clavicipitaceae
Product: methyltransferase domain-containing protein
Exons: 2
Coding region: 1-843 (280 amino acids)
Biological process (GO): rRNA (guanine-N7)-methylation
Cellular component (GO): nucleolus
Molecular function (GO): rRNA (guanine) methyltransferase activity
Source: RefSeq, a predicted model, not a curated record